Messenger RNA from Rotaria sp. Silwood1, 804 nucleotides. The record is from the annotation of a GenBank genome assembly. NCBI's taxonomy places the organism in Eukaryota, Metazoa, Rotifera, Eurotatoria, Philodinida, Philodinidae.
AUGACUACUCCUGUCGUUUGCUCCAACUCUUCUAUCUGUAUCUAUUCUACAGCUGCAUUAUUUAAUUGUCGUGAAUUAUUAUGUAAUAUUUCUCUUAAUGAAAUAUUAGAAUCAAAAUAUGGUUAUAAAUGUUAUAUACCACAACGUGAUGGAUUUGAAGGACACAAUCAAGUUAUUAGAUUAUUACUAGAAGAAGAAUAUAAAAAAUUAAAUCAUACCAAUAACAAUGCAGAGUUAACAGAAGAAGAAAUAACAACAUGUAUACAAUAUUUAAUAUAUAUAUUGGAUAUGGGACAUUUUAUACCAAAUGCUCACGUUGUUUUGGGACACAUCGAUGAGCCAAUGGAUGAAGGAGUUGUGGUGGAAUUAGCAUGGGGUCGAACAUUGGGUAAAGCAGUAAUAGGAUGGAGAACAGAUAUUCGACCUGUAUUUGGUGACAUGACUCAUUCAUUAAAAGGUACUCAUUGGUUUGUAUCAAAUCAAUGUGAUAAAUAUAUAUAUCAUGCGUUUCACGAUAUAGUAAAUACAAAAGAAGCUACCUCUCAACUAUAUGCAGUUGCAGAAUCAAUACAUGAAGCCAUUACUGCAUGUGAAAUUGAAGGAAAAUUUGCUACCUCUCGCCUUGUUUCAUUACAACCAUCUUCAUCAAUUCAACAGCAGUGGUUAAAUCAUGGUAAAAUUAUAUUUGAUGGUAUUACAAAUUUUCAUGCAGAGAAUAACUUGAGAUUAAUUAUGCAACGAUUAUUAACAUUAAAACAACAAGGAUUAUUCUGUUUACCUGCUGUUAUCAAUAAACAUCACUAG